UGACCGUACAAGCAAGUUUUAGUUCAUAUAUUAUAGAUCUAGCUCUAACAUAUCACAUUAUUGCGCAUGUUAUUGUGCUCAAAAAGAUAUCUCUUGCUAUACAUUCGAGUUUGCGAUCCCCGACACAAUGCCAAGAUGAAGCUAGAUCUAUAUUGUUUAUUAGUGGUAUUACAGCUACUGCUGCACCAAGUGAGCUGCUUUUACGGUUGUGCAAGAGUAACUAAAGAAGAUCUAGGGAAUACAACUCAACUCUCAAAUGAAGGAAUUCUGGCUUUUGCCCUCGCUAAUGACCAUUUUAACAUUGCUGCAGUGGACGUAGUUGUCAUUGACAUAAAUGUUGUUUGUGAAGCUCAGCACAAGAUAGAAAAUAGAUACAGAUACACGUCGGUUGUUGUUUCUUAUAUCUGCGCAAGUAAUGAUUUAAGACUUCCAAAUUGUAAUAGCACUGUAGUCAUUACAAACCAAUUAACGUUGGCCUGUGAAUUAGGUAAUUGGUCUCGGCUUAUCUUCGGGGAUGCUGCAUUUGCUCUAACACCAGAUCCCACGGCUUCUCUAUCAACUGUGCUAAACUCAGGUUGUGAUAUUUGCAUUAGUCCUCACCAUCCGGUUGCUAUUCAGGGAUUUCUAGCUGCUUUACCUGACAAUGUGACUCAUUGUGUUGAUUGUCUGAACUGUUCAACUGGUCUUCAGCGCUGCUAUCAGUAUGGGCAUUUGAAUGAGCAAACUUGUUGUAGCUACUUCCAUCAAGGUGCUUGUGUAGCAGAGUGCCCAGCUCCGCUAGUGCCUACCAGUAAUUUUGAAUGUGUCUGUAUGACGACAGUAGAUCUAGCAGUCAUGAGUCCUAAAAUCAAAGUUGUGGAGCUUGGGACGAACUUCACUCUGAUCUGCAAUGUGACCUGUGCUUCCAACACAGCCCAAGUCGUGUGGUUCGGCGCAACAGGGCCACUAGGUGAAACUAGCAGAACAUUCGAUCAAGACUCUAGUAUCCUGACAUCCCUUCUUACUCUUGCUAAUAUCAGCUACAAUGAUGGUGGAUUGUACUCCUGUAGUGUGUCUGCUGUCACUAACUCCACUGUGGUUGUUAUUGUUCCAACUGUCUCACCCCCUGAAAUUUCAAGCACUGUUGGGGAUAAUGCGUUCAGCUUCACCUGUAACGUCCAAUCAUCUCUCAGUUCUACUAUCAGCUGGUACAAGUACGAUCUUGAGGAUGAACUACAGCAAAUUAGUUUCACCACUGAUGAUGGUUCUGGAAGUGCAAUCGCAAUAUCUUUUAACAAUAUUAAGCUGAACUUUGAAAAUGUGACAUUUGAGGAUGCAGGUGUUUACCAGUGCUCAGUAACCGAUAACGAGCUAGGAGAGAUUACGUCUGCCAAUGCUACAUUCACAGUCUCACCAGAGAGCAGUGUGACCAUCACUCCCAACACCUCAAACAACUUUCAAGGAGACACUCAGACGUUCUCCUGCUCAGCCAUGGGUGGUCCUGGAAACAUGUUCUCAUGGAAGAGACUGUCCGACAACACAAUUGUGGGGAACACGUCCAGCCUAACUGUGAAUGUGAGUAGAGCCACAGAUGGUGGGCAGUACAGGUGUGAAGUCAGCAACCUGGCAGGUAACGGCUUUGACACAGCCACUCUUAAUGUUGGAGUUUCUAUUGUCAUUUCUCCCUUGUCUGUGAACGUGAUAGUCAAUGAAACAGUAUCACUCACCUGUAUGGCCAGUGGAUUCCCUCUACCUAGUAUUCGCUGGAAUCACGAUCAAAGUGGACCUUUUCAUUCAACUAUCAUCGCCAUUCUGGAAGAGAGAUCAGUGACUAGCACUCUCACCAUUAACAUGGCCACAGCUGAUGACUCUGGAGAGUAUGUUUGUUAUGCAUACAAUCUAUUCAGCUCAGCCACCAGCGAAACUGCCAACGUCAUGGUGACAGGAACAUGUUUGGCUGCUAGCUAUAAUGAAUGUUGCAACGAUACUAGUGGGAACUGUACAGGCAGUCCUCCAAACUGUUUUUGUGACUCUCAGUGCCGUUCUCGUGGUGAUUGCUGUAUUGAUAUCGGAGAUACCUGCCCUAUACCGCCUAAUUCGUGCAGUGCUGCGGGCUAUGAGAACUGCUGUGAUUAUAGAUAUGGAUGUUCUGUGUAUCCGAAUGGAAUCUAUGGUGUAUGUUACUGUGAUACCUUCUGUAGACAGUUAGGUGAUUGCUGUGACGACAUUGACACAACUUGUCCACGGAUUUGCACGAUGACAGUUGCCAAUUCUCAAGUUGUGCAGCCUGGGACAGACCUCACUCUGAUCUGCAAUGUGACCUGUGCUUCCAACACAACCCAAGUCGUGUGGUUCGGCGAAACAGGGCCACUAGGUGAAACUAGCAGAACAUUCGAUCUAGACUCUAGUAUCCUGACAUCCCUUCUUACUCUUGCUAAUAUCAGCUACAAUGAUGGUGGACUGUACUCCUGUAGUAGGUCUGCUGUCACUAACUCCACUGUGGUUGUUAUUGUUCCAACUAUCUCACCCCCUGAAAUUUCAGGAACUGUUAGAGAUAAUGCACUCAGCUUCACCUGUAACGUCCAAUCAUCUCUCAGUUCUACUAUCACCUGGUACAAGUACGAUCUGGAGGAUGAACUACAGGAAAUUAGUUUCACCACUGAUGAUGGUUCUGGAAGUGCAAUCGAAACAUCUUUGAACAAUGUGCUGAACUUCGAAAAUGUGACAUUUGAGGAUGCAGGUGUUUACCAGUGCUCUGUGACCGAUAACGAGCUAGGAGAGAUUAGGUCUGCCAAUGCUACAUUCACAGUCUCACCAGAGAGCAGUGUGACCAUCACUCCCAACACCUCAAACAACUUUCAAGGAUACACUCAGACGUUCUCCUGCUCUGCCAUGGGUGGUCCUGGAAACAUGUUCUCAUGGACGAGACUGUACGACAACACAAUUGUGGGGAACACGUCCAAUCUAACUGUGAACGUGGGUGGAGCCACAGAUGGUGGGCAGUACAGGUGUGAGGUCAGCAACCUGGCAGGCACUAGCACUGACACAGCCACUCUUAAUGUUGGUGCUGUUUUUGUCACGUCUCCUUUGUCUGGUAACGUUCCUGUUAACGGGUCAUUCAAUCUCACCUGUACAGCCAGUGGAUUCCCUGUACCUACGAUUUUCUGGGUCCAGAAUGAGAGGCUGGUGUAUGCACAGCCUUCUAGCUCUACUAUUGUUGACAUCCUGGGAGAGAGAUCAGUGACCAGCAUCUUCACCAUUAACAUGGCCACGUUUGAUGACUCUGGGGAGUAUGUUUGUUUGUUCCAUACAACAUUUUACGGCCAGAGUGAAACUGCCAACAUUGUGAUAGACGAAGCCAAUGUCCGAUUGGUUGGAGGCAACAACACGUACGAGGGUAGAGUGGAAGUGUACUAUGAUGGAGCCUGGGGUACUGUCUGUGACGACGCCUGGAGUCUUCAAGAAGCCAAUGUCGUGUGCAAUCAACUGGGAUAUGGAAUGGCUACAAGUGCUCCGAUUAGAGCUACCUUUGAACAAGGUACUGGAAAUAUCGUUCUCGAUAAUCUUAAUUGUACUGGCAAUGAGGACACACUCUUUGACUGCAAACACAAUGGCGUAAAUCACCACGACUGUACACAUUUUGAGGAUGCUGGAGCAGUCUGUGAAGGCUGCAUUCAAGGAGAUGUGAGGCUCGGUGGAGGGGCUAGUUAUUAUGGUCGUGUGGAGGUUUGCAACAAUGGAGACUGGGGCACUGUCUGUGACGACAACUGGGAUUCAGUAGAUGGAAAUGUAGUGUGCAGACAGCUCGGAUAUGGUGGAGCAAGUUUUGUUGGUACAUUUGGUCAAGGUGAAGGUCAAAUUUGGCUGGAUGAUUUGAACUGUACAGGAACAGAAACAUCCAUAUUUGACUGUCCCCAUAAUGGAGUUGGGGUGCACAACUGUAUUCACUUCGAGGAUGCUGGAGUGGUGUGCUUUGGCUCACCAGAAAUCAGUGUUACCAUAACUCCCAACACCUCAAACAACUUUCAAGGAGACACUCAGACAUUCACCUGCUCUGCCAUGGGUGGUCCUGGAAACAUGUUCUCAUGGAGGAGACUGUACGACAACACAAUUGUGGGGAACACAUCCAAUCUAACUGUGAACGUGGGUGGAGCCACAGAUGGUGGGCACUACAGGUGUGAAGUCAGCAACCUGGCAGGCAACGGCUCUGACACAGCCACUCUUAAUGUUGGAGUUUCUAUUGUCAUUUCUCCCUUGUCUGUGAACGUGAUAGUCAAUGAAACAGUAUCACUCACCUGUAUGGCCAGUGGAUUCCCUCUACCUAGUAUUCGCUGGAGUCACAAUCACAGUGAGCUCGAGCCUUUACUUUCAACUGUCAUCAACAUCCUGGGAGAGAGGUCAGUGACCAGCACCCUUAUCAUUAACAUGGCCACACCUGAUGACUCUGGGGAGUAUGCUUGUGAUGCAUUUGAUUCUUUCAGCUCAGCCACCAGUAUCACUGCCAGAGUCAUGGUGACAGGGAUUUGCACGAUGACAGUAGCAGUCAUCAAUUCUCAAGUUGUGGAGCCUGGGACUGACCUCACUCUGAUCUGCAAUGUGACCUGUGCUUCCAACACAACCCAAGUCGUGUGGUUCAGCGAAACAGGGGAACUAGGUGAAACUAGCUGCACUUUUGACCAAGAUACUAGCACACAUAUCUCCCUUCUCACUCUUGCUAAUAUCAACUACAAUGAUGGUGGACAAAUAUACUGUUAUGUGCCCAGCAGUGAUGUCUUUAACUCUGCUGUGGUUGUUAUCGCACCAACUAUAUCACCCCCUGAAAUUUCAGGAACUGUUAGAGAUAAUGCACUCAGCUUCACCUGUAACGUGCAAUUAUCUCUCAGUUCUACUAUCACCUGGUACAAGUACGAUCUGGAGGAUGAACUACAGGAAAUUAGUUUCAUCACUGAUGAUGGUUCUGGAAGUGCAAUCGCAAUAUCUUUCAACAAUGUGCUGAACUUUGAAAAUGUGACGUUUGAGGAUGCAGGUGUUUACCAGUGCUCUGUGACCGAUAACGAGCUAGGAGAGAUUAGGUCUGCCAAUGCUAUAUUCACAGUCUCACCAAAAAGCAGUGUGACCAUCACUCCCAACACCUCGAACAACUUUCAAGGAGACACUCAGACGUUCUCCUGCUCUGCCAUGGGUGGUCCUGGAAACAUGUUUUCAUGGACGAGACUGUACGACAACACAAUUGUGGGGAACACGUCCAAUCUAACUGUGAGUGUGAGUGGAGCCACAGAUGGUGGGCAGUACAGGUGUGAGGUCAGCAACCUGGCAGGGAACAGCUCUGACACAGUCACUCUUAAUGUUGGGCCUGUAAUUUUUACUGCACCAUUUUCUGUAAACGUGAGUGUGAGUGAUGCUCUCAGUCUCAACUGUGUUGCAACUGGGUUUCCAACACCUACCAUCACCUGGUUUUUGAAUGAGAAUAAGUAUCAAGAAAAUCGCACUGAGGUGACCUUCACUAUACUGGAGAGGUCAGUGAACAGCACCCUCACCAUUGAUAUGGCCAUGCUCAAUGACUCUGGGGAAUACCUCUGCAAUGCCAGCAGCCCAAACUAUGAUACUGUCUCAAGUGACCCUGCUACAGUCAUGGUGAUGAUAGUGCCCCCAAGUAUUGUGAUGAUUGCUGUCUCUCCAUCAAGUAUUGCAAUACGUAACGACAAUGUCACAUUCACUUGCGAUACUCACGGUGGGCCUGGUAAUAUGUUCCAAUGGCAAAGAAAUGGAGUAAAUCUCGAUGACGAAACUCAAUCAACACUACAACUCACUUCAGUUGAGGAUAGCGAUGGAGGAGGGUAUACUUGUGUCGUCAGCAAUGCAGCUGGAAGUGACAGUGCUGUCCUCACCCUGUAUAUUCAGCCUUACAUUGUAACUGAUCCUCAGCCUCAAAUACUAGCAGCAAACGAUGAUCAAGUGUCAUUCACUUGUGAAGCAAUGGGAUUUCCAUAUCCUAGCUUCCGAUGGAUGAAAGACGAAGACCUCGAGUUUGAGAGCUUGGGACAGAAUCUGACGUUUUCCCCUGUUAUAUUUGGAGAUGAGGGCACCUACCGAUGUGUGGCUCAUAUCAGUUUGAGUAUGCAAAACUUCACCGCCGUAUCUCAACCAGGAUUCCUAAUAGUCUCACCUGAAAACAGUGUGACUGUAAUUCCAAACACUACUAACAACUUUCAAGGAGACACUCAGACAUUCACCUGCUCUCCCAUGGGUGGUCCAGGAAACAUGUUCUCAUGGAGGAGACUGUACGAUAACACAAUUGUAGGGAACACGUCCAAUCUAACUGUGAACGUGGGUGGAACCACAGAUGGUGGGCAGUACAGGUGUGAGGUCAGCAACCUGGCAGGCACAAGCACUGACACAGCCACUCUUAAUGUUGGUCCGAUCCUUUACACUAUCAAUCCCCCAUCUGUGAAUGUGAGCAUAUCUGAUUCACAUACCCUCACUUGUGAGGCUAGUGGAUUCCCUGUACCCACCAUCAUCUGGGUCCACAAUGGAACUGAGUAUCUGCCUCUUGAAGAUCGCAUCAUCGUGUCUUACACCAAUGGAGAGAGGUCAGUGAACAGCACCCUCACCAUCAACAUGGCCAUGCUCAAUGACUCUGGGGAAUAUGUCUGCAAUGCUAGUACUCCUGGCUAUGACACUGUUGUGUCAACCAACCAUAUCACGUUAUUAGUACAAGCAACUCCAGAAAAACCACAGAAUGUAACAGCUGUGGAAUUGACAACGACUAAUGUGUAUUUAACAUGGGUGGAACCUCAUGAUAGCAACGCCCCAAUCCAUGGUUACAGAGUCUCUUAUAUCAUACCCUCGUUCCUUGGAGGGACUGACAUAACCGUCAAUAGCACAAUAGAAGCUGUAAACAUAACUGGACUACAUCCUGGAGCAGGUUACAUCUUCUCAGUGGUUGCUUUCAAUGACAUCGGGGACAGUGCACGUGGUAGUGUCAUGGUUACUACUGUGGAAACAGUCCCAACAAGUGCUCCUGAGAACAUUGUGGUCACUGCUAUAUCUCCCAUUGAGAUACAAGUGAAUUGGACUGAAGUUCCUAAGAUAAAUCAGAAUGGAAAUAUCACCACAUAUGAAGUUAUGUACGAGCCGCUGAUAACUUUCGAUAUACUCACUGUAGCCUGGGUAGACACUACAAAUGUCUUCAUUGUUCUUACUGGACUGGAAGAGAAUGUAGAGUACAACAUCUCAGUGAGAGCGUAUACAAGUGUGGGCCCUGGACCUUUUAGUUUGGAAGAGAUGGAAAUAACUUUUGAAGAUGCUCCUGCCAGUUCACCUCAGAAUGUGACAGCGAAUGUGUUUUCCUCCACUGAGAUCCAAAUCAACUGGACAGAAGUUCCCGAGAUAAACCAAAAUGGAGUGAUUACUGAAUACGAAAUCAUGUAUGAACCACUAGUGACUUUUAGUGGUGUGCUCAAUACAACAACAAUCAGAACGACGAGGAACUUAUUUAUCACUCUCAAUGACCUGGAAGAGUACGUGGAGUACAACAUCUCAGUGAGAGCUUACACCAGUGUGGGACCUGGACCCUACAGUGUGGAGAUUGUUGGGAGGACGCUUGAGGGCGCUCCUUCUAAUUCACCAACGAUUGAUAGCAUCAUGUUGCUGUCUCCCACUGAGAUCCAAGUUAACUGGACUGCAGUGCCUGAAAUAGACCGUAAUGGUGUGAUUAGUAUGUAUGAGGUCUUAUACAUGAGUGCAUUUUCUAUAAAUGAAAGUGUUUUCACUAUGGAUGGAGAUACAUUCACUGCACACAUCACUGGGCUGGAAGAGUUUGUUGUCUACAAUGUGUCAGUGAGAGCUUACACCAGUGCUGGUCCUGGUCCCUUCAGUGAAGUAGAAACAGCAGGAGGGGCAGGGAUUUGCACGAUGACAGUAGCAGUCAUCAGUUCUCAAGUUGUGGAGCCGGAGACUGACCUCACUCUGUUCUGCAACGUGACCUGUGCUUCCAACACAACCCAAGUCGUGUGGUUCGGCGAAACAGGGCCACUAGGUGAAACUAGCAGAACAUUCGAUCAAGACUCUAGUAUCCUGACAUCCCUUCUUACUCUUGCUAAUAUCAGCUACAAUGAUGGUGGACUGUACUCCUGUAGUAGGUCUGCUGUCACUAAAUCCACUGUGGUUGUUAUUGUUCCAACUAUCUCACCUCCUGAAAUUUCAAGCACUGUUGGGGAUAAUGCGCUCGGCUUCACCUGUAACGUCCAAUCAUCUCUCAGUUCUACUAUCAACUGGUACAAGUACGAUCUGGAGGAUGGACUACAGGAAAUUAGUUUCAGCACCAAUGAUGGUUCUGGAAAUCCAAUCGCAACACCUUUCAACAAUGUGCUGAACUUCGAAAAUGUGACAUUUGAGGAUGCAGGUGUUUACCAGUGCUCUGUGACCGAUAACGAGCUAGGAGAGAUUAGGUCUGCCAAUGCUACAUUCACAGUCUCACCAGAGAGCAGUGUGACCAUCACUCCCAACACCUCAAACAACUUUCAAGGAGACACUCAGAUGUUCUCCUGCUCUGCCAUGGGUGGUCCUGGAAACAUGUUCUCAUGGACGAGACUUUACGACAAUACAAUUGUGGGGAACACGUCCAAUAUAACUGUGAGUGUGAAUGGAGCCACAGAUGGUGGGCAGUACAGGUGUGAGGUCAGCAACCUGGCAGGCAAUGACUCUGACACAGCCACUCUGAAUAUUGGGCCUAUCAUUUUUACUGCACCCAUGUCUGUAAAUGUGAGUGUGAGUGAUGUUCUCAGUCUCAACUGUGUUGCAAUUGGGAUUCCAACACCUACCAUUACCUGGUUUUUGAACGGAAAUGAGUAUCAAGAGGACGAAAAUCGCACUACGGUGACCCUCACUAUACUGGAGAGGUUAGUGAACAGCACCCUCACCAUCAAUAUGGCCAUACUCAAUGACUCUGGGGAGUAUGUCUGCAAUGCUAGCAGUCCUAACUAUGAUACUGUCUCAAGUGACCCUGCUACAGUCAUGGUGAUGAUAGUGCCCCCAAGUAUUGUGAUGAUUGCUGUCUCUCCAUCAAGUAUUGCAAUACGUAAUGACAAUGUCACCUUCAUUUGCGAUACUCAUGGUGGGCCUGGUAAUAUGAUCCAGUGGCAAAGAAAUGGAGCAAAUCUCGAUGAAGAAACUCAAUCAACACUACAACUCACUUCAGUUGAUGCUAGCGAUGGAGGAGAGUACACCUGUGUCGUCAACAAUUCAGCUGGAAGUGACAGUGCUGUCCUCACUCUGUAUAUUCAGCCUUACAUUUUAACUGAUCCUCAGCCUCAAAUACUAGCAGCAAACGAUGAUCGAGCGUCAUUCACUUGUGAAGCAAUGGGAUUUCCAUAUCCUAGCUACCGAUGGAUUAAAGACGAAGACCUCGAGUUUGAGAGUUUGAGACAGAAUCUGACAUUCUCCCCUGUUAUAUUUGGAGACGAGGGCACCUACCGAUGUACGGCUCAUAUCAGUUUGAGUAUGCAAAAUUUCACUGCCCUAUCUCAACCAGGAUUCCUAAUAGUCUCACCUGAGAACAGUGUGACUGUAAUUCCAAACUUUACUAACAACUUUCAAGGAGACACUCAGAUAUUCACCUGCUCUGCCAUGGGUGGUCCUGGAAACAUGUUCUCAUGGAGAAGACUGUACGACAACACAAUUGUGGGGAACACAUCCAAUCUAAUUGUGAACGUGGGUGGAGCCACAGAUGGUGGGCAGUACAGGUGUGAGGUCAGCAACCUGGCAGGGAAUGAUUCUAGUACAGCCACUCUUAAUGUUGGACCUGUAAUUUUUACUGCACCAUUGUCUCUAAAUGUGAGUGUGAGUGAUGCUCUCAGUCUCAACUGUGUUGCAACUGGGUUUCCACCACCUACCAUCACCUGGUUUUUGAACGGAAAUGAGUAUCAAGAGGACGAAAAUCGCACUACGGUGACCUUCACUAUACUGGAGAGGUUAGUGAACAGCACCCUCACCAUCAAUAUGGCCACACUCAAUGACUCUGGGGAGUAUGUCUGCAACGCUAGCAGUCCUAACUAUGAGACUGUGUCAAGUGACCCUGCUACAGUCAUGGUGAUGAUAGUGCCCCCAAGUAUUGUGAUGAUUGCUGUCUCUCCAUCAAGUAUUGCAAUACGUAAGGACAAUGUCACAUUCACUUGCGAUACUCAUGGUGGGCCUGGUAAUGUGUUCCUGUGGCAAAGAAAUGGAGUAAAUCUCGAUGAGGAAACUCAAUCAACAUUACAACUCACCUCAGUUGAUGCUAGCGAUGGAGGAGAGUACACUUGUAUCGUCAGCAAUGCAGCUGGAAGUGACAGUGCUGUCCUCACCCUGUAUAUUCAGCCUUACAUUGUAACUGAUCCUCAGCCUCAAAUACUAGCAGCAAACAAUACUCAAAGGUCAUUUACUUGUGAAGCAAUGGGAUUUCCAGACCCUAGCUACCGAUGGAUGAAAGACGAAGACCUCGAGUUUGAGAGUUUUGGACAGAAUCUGGCGUUCUCCCCUGUUAUAUUUGGAGACGAGGGCACCUACCGAUGUAUCAGUUUGAGUGUGCAAAACUUCACGGCCCUAUCCCAACCAGGAUUCCUAAUAGUCUCAUCUGAGAACAGUGUGACUGUAAUUCCAAACUUUACUAACAACGUUCAAGGAGACACUCAGACAUUCACCUGCUCUGCCAUGGGUGGUCCAGGAAACAUGUUCUCAUGGAGAAGACUGUACGAUAACACAAUUGUAGGGAACACGUCCAAUCUAACAGUGAGUGUGGGUGGAGCUGCAGAUGGUGGGCAGUACAGGUGUGAGGUCAGCAACCUGGCAGGCACAAGCACUGACACAGCCACUCUUAAUGUUGGUCCAAUUAUUUACACUAUCAAUCCCUCAUCUGUGAAUGUGAGCAUAUCUGAUUCACAUACCCUCACUUGUGAGGCCAGUGGAUUCCCAGUACCCACUAUCAUCUGGAUCCACAAUGGAACUGAGUAUCUGCCUCUUGAAGAUCGCAUCUUUGUGUCUUAUACCAAUGGAGAAAAGUCAGUCAACAGUACCCUCACCAUCAACAUGGCCAUGCUCAAUGACUCUGGGGAAUAUGUCUGCAAUGCUAGUACUCUUGGCUAUGAUACUGUGUCAGCCAACCAUAUCACGUUAUUAGUACAAGCAACUCCGGAAAAACCACAGAAUGUAACAGCUGUGGAAUUGACAACAACUAGUGUGUAUUUGACAUGGGUGGAACCUCAUGAUAGCAACGCCCCAAUCCAUGGUUACAGAGUCUCUUAUAUCAUACCCUCGUUCCUUGGAGGGACUGACAUGACCGUCAACAGCACAAUAGAAGCUGUAAACAUAACUGGACUACAUCCUGGAGCAGGUUACAUCUUCUCAGUGGUUGCUUUCAAUGACAUCGGGGACAGUGCACCUGGUAGUGUCAUGGUUACUACUGUGGAAACAGUCCCAACAAGUGCUCCUGAGAACAUUGUGGUCACUGCUAUAUCUCCCAUUGAGAUACAAGUGAAUUGGACUGAUGUUCCUGAGAUAAAUCGGAAUGGAAAUAUCACCACAUAUGAAGUUAUGUACGAGCCGCUGAUAACUUUCAAUAUACUCACUGUAUCCUGGGUAGACACUACAAAUGUCUUCAUUGUUCUUACUGGACUGGAAGAGAAUGUAGAGUACAACAUCUCAGUGAGAGCGUAUACAAGUGUGGGCCCUGGACCUUUUAGUUCCAAAGAAAUGGAAAUAACCUUUGAAGACGCUCCUGCCAGUUCCCCUCAGAAUGUGACAGCGAAUGUGUUUUCCUCCACUGAGAUCCAAGUCAACUGGACUGAAGUUCCCGAGAUAAACCAAAAUGGAGUGAUUACUGAAUACGAAAUCAUGUAUGAACCACUAGUGACUUUUAGUGGUGUGCUCAAUCCAACAACAAUCAUAACGAGGAACUUGUUUAUCACUCUCAAUGACCUGGAAGAGUACGUGGAGUACAACAUCUCAGUGAGAGCUUACACCAGUGUGGGACCUGGACCCUACAGUGUGGAUAUUGUUGGGAGGACGCUUGAUGACGCUCCUUCUAAUUCACCAACAAUUGAUAGCAUCAUGUUGCUGUCUCCCACUGAGAUCCAAGUUAACUGGACUGCAGUGCCUGAAAUAGACCGUAAUGGUGUGAUUAGUAUGUAUGAGGUCUUAUACAUGAGUGCAUUUUCUAUAAAUGGAAGUGUUUUCACUAUGGAUGGAGAUACAUUCACUGCACACAUCACUGGGCUGGAAGAGUUUGUUGUCUACAAUGUGUCAGUGAGAGCUUACACCAGUAUUGGUCCUGGACCCUUCAGUGAAGUAGAAACAGCAGGAGGGGCAGUCUCUCCUGAGAACAGUGUGGCUAUUGCACCCAACACCUCAAACAACUUUCAAGGAGACACUCAGACGUUCGCCUGCUCUGCCAUGGGUGGUCCAGGAAACAUUUUCUCGUGGACGAGACUGUACGACAACACAAUUGUGGGGAACACGUCCAAUCUAACUGUGAACGUGGGUGGAGCCACAGAUGGUGGGCAGUACAGGUGUGAAGUCAGCAACCUGGCAGGCAACGGCUUUGACACAGCCACUCUUAAUGUUGGGAGUGUUAUUGUCACUUCUCCCUCUUCUGUGAAUAUGAGUCUCAAUGAGCCAGUCAAUCUCACCUGUGUGGCCAGUGGAUUCCCUGUACCCACCGUUUACUGGAGCCACAAUGGGAUAGACACUAAUCGCCCAUCAAUCAUCACCAACAUCCCUGGAGAGAGGUCUGUGACCAGUAUCCUCACCAUUAGAACGGCCACAAGUAUUGAUUCUGGGGAGUACAUCUGCAAUGCUAGCAGUGUGUUCUUUCCACCUGUAUCAAGUACUCCUGCAAUACUGUUGAUAACAGAUGAGUGCUCACUGCCAGGCAACCUAUGCCAGCAACUUUGCUACAAUACCGAUGGAUCUUACACUUGUGACUGUUUCCCUGGUUUCCUUUUGGCUACAGGUGGACACAACUGUACUGAUGUUAAUGAAUGUGAGAAUUUGGACGUAUGUGUGCGUGACCAGGUCUGUGUGAACACCAAUGGUUCCUUCCGCUGUGACUGUCUGGAAGGAUUCGUACUGAUGGAUGAUAGGUUCUGUCAAGAUGUUGAUGAAUGUAGACUACAAACGAAUGACUGUGAACAACUUUGUGUCAACACCCAAGGCUCAUACGUGUGUGACUGUGACUCAGGAUACACUUUGUCUGAUAGCCGAAAUUGUGAAGAUAUUAAUGAAUGUCACAUGGGCACAAGUAACUGUGAUCAACUGUGUUACAAUACCAUUGGCUCAUUCACGUGUGACUGUCGGGAUGGAUACAUACUCGCUGCUGACAUGUUCACCUGUGAAGACAUUGAUGAAUGCCAGUCGCGAGAACUAAAUCGUUGCGAACAAAAUUGCAUCAACUCGAAUGGCUCCUUUCACUGUGAUUGUGUAAUUGGAUUUAUCCUCUCACCAAAUCGUUUUGAUUGUUCAGCUGUUUGCCCUGAUGAGUUUGACAGUGGCCUGUGGUGGCCAGUGACAGUUGAGAGCACUGCAUUUUCUCAAUCUUGCAACGAGGCAGGAUUACAUUUUAGAGCUGCCACCACUGUCACCCGUUACUGCCAGCUGAGUGGUGUGUGGAGUGAAGUGGACUUAACCACAUGUACCGUCUUAGGCUUGGAGCCAUUUUUGAUUGUGUACUUCAGCUUAAUUGAACCCGAUGAUCCAUUGUCAAGAUUUACUAACUCGCAGUUGUUUAUGUUGGAGAUAAUGAAGGUGCUGGAAAAUACUAGAGUGAGCUAUUCAGAGGUGUCAGUGGCAAACCUUUUUCCAACAAGCACAGGAGUCACCAUUUCAUUCGAGAUCAUAUUGAAUUCCGCCACCCCGUUAAUUUUUGAAGAUCUUAAUCUGCUACAAUCUGGGCUCGGUCCAUACCAGCUUGAUCCAAAUGCUCCGUACAGGAUAUUAGGAGUUAGUCCUUCAGAGACUUGCCAGUGUGGGUCAUUAGUUGACCCUCUGGAUAUCUCCUCUGGCUACUCGGGUGAUUUCCUUCAACUCUGUUUUCGCCUCUCGCUGUCCCCUUGCAACUGCAGUAUCACAAGAGAAUGCUUAUGCCGCUCCCCCUAUGUUGGUGAUGGUAACUUAUGUACUUUGGACUCAGAUGGAGACAGUUACCCAGAUGUUGCUCUAAAUUCUUCCACUUGCCCAAUUGGCAGUUCUCUAAGCUAUUGCAAUAAGGAUGUAUGCCCUAUGAUACAUGAUGAAACCCAAGAUCCUAGUGUGUGCCGCCUAGAAGAACCAGGGUUCGAUGGUUGUCAAUUUGGUCUUGAUUUGACCUGGAGUAUAGAGUGGCCAAACACACCCAGCGGCUCAAAUAGCACACAGCAAUGUCCUGGAGGGCUGGAAUCUGUCACUGGCCAAGCAACAAGGCUCUGUAGUAGUGAAGGAGAAUGGGAGGAUCCGAAUGUUUUAAGCUGUCAGCAAAUGGAGUUUAUUGAAAUAGAAGCUCAGACUGCUGACCUUCUGUCUGGCACUCUGGACCCUGCUUCUGUUGUAGAGAGCACCGUAGUGAUCACUCAGCAACUAGCAGUGAUCACUGAAGCUGAUACCACUCCACUGUUGCCCUCCUCCCUCAACACGACUAAUCAAGUGUUGUCUGCUGUUAUUAAUGCCCUCGAACAAGUGGGAAAUGAUACAGUAACUACAGUAACCAAUGAGCUGGUUUUGGAUGUCUUCAGUAAUAUCUUGGAGAGAAAUAACUCAGAAACUUGGAUGUCUUUGCAAGAGGACCAGAAUACAGGAGGUAGUCAAGUGCUUCUCAGCAACGUGGAGAGGUUUAGUGUACUGGUGGCUCGCUCUCAGAGUGGAAAUGAUUCAACGGAGCCUGUCAGAAUAUCAAGGCCCAAUAUAGCGGUUUCUGCUAAGCUGUAUGAUGGAUCUCAAAUGGAUGAGCUCAAAAAUGACUUAACGUUCCCUCAAGAGGAAGAUUUGGCAAACUAUUCCUCCUCAGUGUUUAUUCCCGCUCAGAUAAGUAUUCCUCCAGGGUUUCUACAAGAGAGGCUGAGUCAGCAGAACGGUAGUAGCCUGCCGGUUACGUUCAUCCUGCUUCAAAACCUAGAGGCUUUCCUUCCCUCCUCUGCUCGUGCACUAGGUGACAACACCGGAAGUGCUUCAGUGGUAAUCUCCUCGCAGGUCGGAGAUAGGAGCUUCACUGGUGCAUCUGUGUCUCUCAAAGAAUCUCCGAUCCUCUUAAAUUUCACUUUCAAAUCUGUCCAAGUUAAUGAAAGUACAGUUCAGUAUCAUUGCGUUUUCUGGAAUUUCUCAAAUCCUGUUGGAAGCGGAGGAUGGAUUACUGAUGGAGUGAACACUGUGGGGAAUGCUUCAGACGGAGCAAGCAGGAGUACUGUCAAUUGUGCCAGUUCUCAUCUAACCAGCUUUGCAGUACUCUUCACUGCUGUUAGAACGAAUGAAACCAGAGGAGAUGAAUUUGCUCUUGAAGUGGUGUCUUAUAUUGGCUGUGCUAUCUCUAUCAUCAGUCUUCUGAUUGCUGUCGUCUUCUAUCUCGCUCAAGGGAAGACAUUGUUUACUUCAGUCCACAACUUUGUUCAUCUCAACCUCUGUAUUUCACUGCUUCUAUCCUAUUCCGUUUUUGUUGCUGGAGUGAGUACUGCCGUUGGGAAUACUGUUGGAUGUGCGUUUGUUGCUGCUCUGCUGCACUACUUGUUCCUGUCAACUUUCUGCUGGAUGUUGUGUGAGGGAGUGAUGCUUUACCUGAUGUUGGUGGUGGUAUUCAGUCGGCUUGCAAAAACAUGGUGGUUCUUUCUACUCCUCGGUUAUGUGACUCCUAUUCCGAUUGUUGCUAUAACAGUGGGCAUCAGGUGGCAGUACUAUGAGAGCCUUGAUGUCUGUUGGUUGCCACUAGCAGAAGGAACUAUUUUCGGAUUCAUUGUGCCAGUUUUAGUCAUUAUGAUGAUUAAUUUUGUAUUCAUUGUCAUUGCCCUGAGGGUGAUUGUGAAGAACCAGAAAGGGAAAGCUUUAAGGACAAGCAGGAAAGGCUCGAAACAGAAAAGUAUUGCAAGAUCCAUUUUACUGGCCACUGUUGUCCUUCUUCCUCUCCUUGGUCUGACCUGGCUAUUUGGUCUUCUCCUGAUUGUUGACACAUCGCCCGUCUUUAACUGGCUCUUCACAAUACUCAAUUCACUCCAGGGCUUGGCUAUACUAUUCUUUCAUGUGAUCAGGAGUGAUAAGGUGUGGAGUAAAAUCGGUCCGCGCUUGUCGUCUGCUUCCAAGUGGCUCUCUGGGAAUGCAAGCAGACGGUUCAGAGUGAUGACAGGAUCUUCAACCUUCUCUGCAUACAGAAAUAAGUCAAAAUCUAUUUCCGAUGACACUGGAUUGAGCACCCUAAGGUCUACUCUCGCUCGUGGCAGCACUAUUAAACAACCGCCCUCCUCAAGUCUAAGCUUCACUAACCCUCAGUCUAAAUUUCAUUCCGACACGGGGAAAGAAGAUUUAGCAUUGUCAAUGGUUCCUAUGGAGACUAUGAACUUCAAAGAUGAACUGAUUAAAUCUCCAACACGAACAAUUCGUUUUAAGUUUAAAGGAGCCACGGUAGUCGUCUACCCAAAUACUGAUGCUGAGAGUAAAUUCACUGCAGAAUUAUAAAUAUUGAAUUGUACUGCCAAUAAUAUAUAAUUAGGCCUUUAAAAACAGUGUGAACCAUUACUUAUGAUUACGUCUUCUGCGCCUCCAUUAUAGCUUUUCUGUUGUGGCAACCAUUUUAGUCUGUACCUAUUUUAUAGUGUCAAUGUUGUAAAUUGCUAUAAUUAUACAACGUAUAUCUAAGAUUAUUAUCUAAAUUUUGUGACGUCCAUGACAAAUGCAUACACAUAUUAAUUAUCUUUGAUUUCUGCCCCCAAA
Halichondria panicea is the source of this 16896-nucleotide messenger RNA. Its product is annotated as hemicentin-1-like. Bases 67 to 16641 code for a protein of 5524 amino acids. Gene Ontology annotation, biological process: G protein-coupled receptor signaling pathway; cell surface receptor signaling pathway; cell-cell adhesion. The record is from RefSeq and is a predicted model, not a curated record. Gene Ontology annotation, molecular function: G protein-coupled receptor activity; calcium ion binding; protein binding. Gene Ontology annotation, cellular component: membrane. NCBI's taxonomy places the organism in Eukaryota, Metazoa, Porifera, Demospongiae, Suberitida, Halichondriidae. The transcript has 80 exons.